AUGAUGAGUGAUGAUGAUGUACAGCCAAUUAUUCGGUAUGGCUCUAUUGAAAGAACAGACUUUUAUGAACUUAAUACGCAAAGAUUGAACAUUGAUCCCGACUUUGAUCAGGUUGUGUAUGGUUACUGUAAGACAAAAUGGAGGACGUAUUUAACAUAUUUGUUAUCUAUUCUUUUAUGUGGUCUACCGUUUUUGGUAUUCCAUUGGGUGCCGAGACUUCUUCUGUAUGCUACAUCCAUCAGAUGCUGCUUUCAAGAGGCUGACCAAGUAUUAAUAAUUGAAACAUACCAAAAGAAAUGCAAAACUCACUACAUCCACAAAAUAUUGACAAAGAACAUAACUGACCCAAGUGGGUUAUUAAAUGCAGGUUUCGAAGAGGAUUUGGAGAAUGAAAAGCGCCUUAUUAGCGUUGAUACACUACACACCCCAAUACAUUUGGACGAUGGUACAUUAUUAAAUGUACAGCAAUAUCAGUAUUUUAAACACAAAAAACAAUGUUUAAUAUGGGAACCGAUCAGAGCUCAGUGGAUCAGAUUAGCCGGUGUAGAAAGAGGUACCACAUGUGCACAGCUGCAUGUCCUGGCUGCUAAGCCACCCUGCAGUGAGAGACGACUGAGAAUGUUAAAUAUCUACGGCUUGAACGAGAUUAAGGUUCCCGUCCAGUCUGUAUUGGCAUUAAUUCUUCUAGAAGUAUUCAAUCCUUUCUACGUGUUCCAACUGUUUACCAUAGCCGUGUGGUUGGCUGAACCGUACUACUACUAUUGCCUUGCUGUGGUACUAAUGUCGACAUUUGGUGUUGCCACAUCGGUUGUACAGACAAAAAAGAACCAAGAGAGCCUUCGGGCCACAGUAGAAGCGCAUGACACAGUUGAGUUAUGGAGUGGACGACGCGUUGACAGUAAAGCCCUGGUACCAGGAGAUGUGGUGAUAUUACCAGGUCACGGUUGCAUGUUGCACUGUGACCUUGCUUUGCUGACUGGAUCAGCUAUCGUCAAUGAGAGUAUGCUAACUGGUGAGUCUGUGCCAGUUACGAAAACCGCCCUUCAGCGUAUUGACAAAGAGUUCAAUUUGAAAGAGCACAAUUCGAGUAUACUCUUCUGUGGGACUAAAGUUGAGCAGACGCGCUAUUACAAUAAUGAGCCAGUUAGGGCGCUGGUAUUGAGAACAGGAUACAACACCAGCAAAGGUCAGCUAGUCCGUAGCAUCUUGUACCCGGUUCCAGCAGAUUUCAAAUUCGACAGAGACUCAUACAAGUUCCUAUUUAUUUUGGCCUGCAUUGCUGUUUUGGGACUAUCAUACACUGUUGGUUUGAAGGCCUACAGAUCAUUGACAGUCCGUGAUAUAAUCAUUAAAGCUCUGGACAUAAUUACUAUAGUAGUCCCCCCCGCGUUACCAGCGGCCAUGACAGUAGGCCGUUUAUACGCGGUGGCUAGGCUGAAACGAGCGCGUAUAUCCUGCCUAAACACUGCGGCUGUUAAUGUCAGCGGAUCGCUGGAUUGCAUAUGCUUUGAUAAGACAGGUACACUGACGGAAGAGGGCUUAGACAUGUGGGGCGUGGUCGCAGUAAGCAAUGCUACUUCACCACCGUUACUUGGAAAGGCGCUACGAGACCCGAGCAAGCUGAACGACAUUCACGAAUUGAAAAUCGGGAUGGCUUCAUGCCACAGUCUGACAUUGUUACACGGUGAAAUGGCCGGAGACCCUUUGGAUUUGAAGAUGUUUGAAUCCACCGGCUGGUUACUAGAAGAACCAGAUGUACCAGAACUGACAAACUAUGAGAUCCUUACUCCUACCAUCGUUAAGCCUAAAAGUUCUGCUAAUAUCAACGUAGAUGAUUUGCAUAUGCCAUUAGAAGUGGGAAUAGUACAGCAAUACCAGUUCGUUUCGACACUGCAGCGGUCUUCGGUUGUGGUUCGGCUCCUUGGUGAAGAUGUGUUAAGGGUCUAUUGUAAAGGAGCACCGGAGAUGUUGAGGACUUUGUGCAGACCAGAAACUGUCCCAGCCAAUCUUAACGAAGUGUUGAGUUCGUAUGCUGAGAAAGGAUAUCGUGUGAUCGCCAUGUCUACUAGAAUUCUCGAAACUACCCAAAGACAGCUUCAGAAAAUGGAUAGAGAACAGAUAGAAUGUGACUUGGAAUUCCUCGGCCUGGUGAUAAUGGAGAACCGUCUGAAGGCUGCUACGACAGGCAUCAUAAGGGAACUGAAGGAGGCGAAUAUCCACAUUGUGAUGAUCACGGGUGACAACAUUCACACAGCAGUAAGCGUGGCAAAAGAGUGCGGUAUCCUGGGCAGCGGGGAGAGGGUAGUUCAUCUAACAGUGCAGCAAGUUGGUGGAGAACCGGCUUUGUACUGUCAGAGUAGUUUAAAUGGGGUACCAGUAGGGGACAUGACACCUUUCGACACGUCCCGCAAAGUUGAUGACAGCGGAGUGGCGUCAUGGGGAGAUCGGGGUGGUAGCAGCGGAGGGAGUUUAUGGGGGAAAAGACGAGGGGAUUUAGAAGGUGGUGAGAAAAUCAGCUAUAAAGUGGUGAUGAACGGCGAUGCUUGGGGGUUACUACGGACUCUUCAUCCUAAGAGGGUUGGUCCAGUUAUAGAAAGAGGUGCCGUCUUCGCCAGGAUGUCUCCCGACCAGAAGCAGCAGCUGAUCACAGAUUACCAGGCUCUAGGAUAUUACGUUGGUAUGUGCGGCGAUGGCGCAAACGACUGCGGCGCUCUUCGCGCGGCUCACACCGGUAUAUCCUUGUCUGAGCUGGAGUCCAGCGUGGCUGCACCGUUCACCUCCCAACACCCAGACAUCGUCUGCGUAUCCAGGGUCUUGAGGGAGGGACGCGCCGCCCUCACCACGAGCUUCGGCGUAUUCAAAUUCAUGAUCGCGAACUCUCUCACAGAAUUUAUCUCGGUCGCUAUCCUCUACUAUUUUGACGCUAACCUAACGGACUUCCAGUUUCUCUUCAUAGAUGUCGCUCUUGUCGUCAACUUCGCGUUCUUCUUCGGCAUGACAGAAGCGUACACUGGCAAACUUUGCAAACUACCGCCAUUAACUUCUCUACUCGGCAUCGUACCUCUGGUUAGUUUGAUUGGACAAAUGUUUCUCAUAACUCUUGCGCAGUACUUAAGUUACCUGACGUUGACUUAUUUCCCUUGGUACGUGAGGCACACGUAUGAGGGCGAAGAGGCGAAUAAAUGUUGGGAGAACUACGCCGUUUAUACUGUAUCCAUGUUUCAAUACAUAACAAUGGCUGUGGUCUUCAGCCAUGGUGCGCCAUAUAGAAAAUCGGUGGUCACAAACAAGCAAUUAAUGGUCAGCAUGAUAAUUAUGACAGCUAUAAGUAUAUACAUCACGGUUGCGCCCGCGCAGUGGCUCGCGGAUUUCCUCGAAUUGCAAAUGCCGAACGACAUGCUUAUGGCGUAUGUAGUUUUGGCGUUGGCGAGCUUUAAUUUUGUGUUGGCGUUGUUCUUCGAGAGGGUUAUAGUUCAGUACAUGAUGGAGAGGAAGCAAAUGAUCCCUAAAUUUAUAAAGGAACGGCAAGUUCGCAAAACGCCGCAUUUGAUGAUUAAACGACAGCUAUCCAAUAUGGACUAUUUAGAUGGACACACGAGGGUUAAUUACGACGUUGAAGGAAUCAAUUCCGGUGAGGGUAGAUGA
Messenger RNA from Leptosia nina, 3645 nucleotides. Lineage: Eukaryota; Metazoa; Arthropoda; Insecta; Lepidoptera; Pieridae. The record is from the annotation of a GenBank genome assembly.